CCACACACACCCCGGGGACUGUGGCCCUUCUUAAGCCCGCGGAGCCUCUGGCUGCCCCUCACUCGCCUCUCCAGUCGGUCUCCCUCCCGCGCGAUGGCCUCAGCACUGAGUUAUGUCUCCAAGUUCAAGUCCUUCGCGAUCUUGUUCGUCACCCCGCUACUGCUGCUGCCACUCAUCAUUCUGAUGCCCGCCAAGUUUGUCAGGUGCGCCUACGUCAUCAUCCUCAUGGCCAUUUACUGGUGCACGGAAGUCAUCCCUCUGGCUGUCACCUCCCUCAUGCCUGCCUUGCUUUUCCCGCUCUUCAAGAUUCUGGACUCCAAGCAGGUAUGUAUCCAGUACAUGAAGGACACUAACAUGCUGUUCCUGGGUGGCCUCAUCGUGGCCGUGGCUGUGGAGCGCUGGAAUCUGCACAAGAGAAUCGCCCUGCGCACGCUCCUCUGGGUGGGGGCCAAGCCUGCACAGCUGAUGCUGGGCUUCAUGGGUGUCACGGCCUUCCUCUCCAUGUGGAUCAGCAACACGGCCACCACGGCCAUGAUGGUGCCCAUUGUGGAGGCCGUGCUGCAGCAGAUGGAAGCCACAAACACAGCCAGCGAGGCCGACCUGGGGACCCUGGAGCUGGCGGACAAGGGCAAGGCCAGUGAGCUGCCAGGGAGCCAAGUGAUUUUUGAAGGCCCUGCUAUGGGGCAGCAGGAGAAUUGUGACAGGAAGAGCAUGUGCAAGGCCAUGACCCUGUGUGUGUGCUACGCCGCCAGCAUCGGAGGCACUGCCACCCUGACCGGGACAGGACCCAACGUGGUGCUCCUGGGCCAGAUGCAUGAAUUGUUUCCUGACAGCAAAGAUACCGUGAACUUCGCCUCUUGGUUUGGAUUUGCCUUCCCCAACAUGGUGAUAAUGCUGCUGCUCGCCUGGUUGUGGCUCCAGUGUAUCUAUAUGGGAUUCAAUUUCAAAAAGUCCUGGGGCUGCGGGUUGGAGAGGAGGAACAACGAGAAGGCUGCUUAUGAGGUGCUGCAGGAGGAAUACAGGAAGCUGGGGCCCUUCUCCUUCGCCGAAGUCAACGUUCUGCUCUGCUUCCUCCUGCUGGUCAGCCUAUGGUUCUCCCGGGACCCUGGCUUCAUGCCUGGCUGGCUCUCGGUUGCCUGGGCUGAAGGGGAGACAAAGUAUGCCUCCGACGCCACCGUGGCCAUCUUUGUGGCCAUGUUGCUAUUUGUUGUGCCUUCACAGAAGCCCAAGUUCAACUUCUGCAGUCAGACUGAGGAAGAAAGGAAAACUCCAUUUUACCCCCCUGCACUGCUGAACUGGAAGGUGACCCAGGAGAAAGUUCCCUGGGGCAUUGUGCUGCUACUGGGGGGCGGAUUUGCUCUGGCCAAAGGAUGCGAGGCCUCGGGGCUCUCCGAAUGGAUGGGGAAGCAGAUGGAGCCCUUGCACGCUGUGCCCCCAGCAGCCAUCACCUUGAUCUUGUCCUUGCUUGUUGCUGUGUUCACUGAGUGCACAAGCAACGUGGCCACCACCACCCUGUUCCUGCCCAUCUUUGCCUCCAUGUCACGCUCCAUUGGCCUCAAUCCGCUGUACGUCAUGCUCCCCUGUACCCUGAGUGCGUCGUUUGCCUUCAUGCUGCCCGUGGCCACCCCACCUAACGCCAUCGUGUUUGCCUAUGGACACCUCAAGGUUUCUGACAUGGUGAAAACAGGACUAAUGAUGAACAUAAUUGGAGUCUUCUGUGUAUUUCUGGCAGUCAACACCUGGGGACGGGUUAUAUUUGACUUGGAUCGUUUCCCUGACUGGGCAAAUGUGACACAUAUUGAGACUUAAGAAGGACCACGAGACCACAACACAGCUCUGCCCUCCUGAGGAUUCCUGAACCUUCUGGCACACCUUAGAGCUUUGGGGUUCACACCCCCAAAGUGACCCAAUGAUGCCCACACCCCUGGAGACCCAGGCCCAGGUCAUAGCUGGGGAUGGGCAGCUGGAGGGCAGGCUCAGAAGUGAAGGGAGCUUCCCAAGAGGCUGCUGGUGUCCAUCUUUCUCAGGGGCCUGCCAUCAUCUCUGGGACAGGCAGGCUGCAGAAGGACCAGGACGCAGGCUUCUGCCCCCGCUCAGCCUCGAACCGGCCCCACACUGGGCUCCAGUAUCCAUUUGCUUAGUCCCAGGGUCAUCUAAAUGGGAAUCAGAUCCCAAAUUGAGAGGUGACCAAACUACCUCCCGGAGCCUGUGUCUCUUGCUGCCGACUUUGGGCUGCCUCGGAUCACUCCUGUCACUUGGAAGGGACAACCCAGCCCAGGGACAGAACGUCUGUCUGGUCCUGGGCAGACAGCUUCCCACUGCUGGAGUAAGAGUGGGAAUCAGAGCCUCCUGGAACCACUAGGAGGAUAGUGCCACCACCAAAGGAUGAGGAAUUUGAGUUGAUAACUUCUGGACAACAUCGCCCACAGCACACCGUGGGUGAACCUGCUCCCCUCUUUACCUCACUCCAUUUUAACUGGCGAUUUGGACCGCUUUCCCACCGCUCCAGUGCACCUCCUUCCACGCCUAGGGCCUUUUGUUGUCUGGGCCAACAUUCCUUGGGAUCCCCUGGCUGGGGCUCCUGGCACCCCCUUUUCUCCCAGGCAGGUCAGUUUGGCUCUUCGGGAAGAUGCUUUUCCUGCCACCCCACACAGCUGGGCUCACACUCCAAGUAUGGGCAGCGAUGACUCCUUGGGGGCCACUGGGGUAUCUAGGUCCUCCCUUACCUGUAGGCCCACAGUGGACACAGCUGUUAAUCACCAAGAGCAGGGUCCCGUCAGAGUUAUUCUGUCCUGCUGAGUUCAAGCUCCCCCGGGGAAAGCCUUCCCUUCGCUGACUGGCUUUCGCAGCCAUGCUGGGUGGUGACAACAUUGCUGAGAAUGAGCAGUGCUUGGUGGUCCCUGAGCUGACAGCCCCUGCCCAUGUGUGAAUCUACCUGAAGUUGCUGGAGCAAAGACCCCAGAGUGGCUAUGGGAACCCUUAGAACCCCAGGAGAGAUAUUACACAUGAGAGACACCCACCCUUUUGCCCACCAACCCCAUUUUAUUUUUGUGGUGCUCUGGAAGAGAGGCAGUAGCAGAUAUAUGAGGUCCAUGGAUGACAUUUUUCAGGGCAGGAGAAAGGAUGGGAACCCAAGGGAACCACCUCAAGGAAUGAGCAUGUACCUGGCUCUCUGAGUGGGAGGAUUCUUGACUGCACCCUUUGUCUCCCAUGGAAAGGUGCGCUGUCUCUGGCUUUCUGGGGUGGGAGGCAGGGGCAGGGGGAUGAAUGAACACCUACUCACUGGCCACCUCCUGCGUGCCAGGCCUCUCUGUACCUGGUGCAUCCACUACUCAUCUCAUUUGCCUUUGCAGCAGCCCUGUGAGAUAGGCGGGUGUUAUUAUCCUUCUCUGUCUUUCAAGAAUACUGAGGCCCAGAGAGGCCAAGUCACAUGUCCAUAGUCACAUAUCAUGUUAGUGGCACUUAGGGUUCCAGUCCAGAUCUUGGGCCUCCAUGUCCACUGCUCCUUCCUCAUUAAGGGUCUUGGCCUUAUAGGACCUAUAGGGAAAAGUGGGCGGCCAAGAGAAAGUCCACCCCAAGGCCCUUCCUGCUCAGGGAAAAUUGUUCAGCAAGAGCCCCUUUUUGCUGCCUCCUUUGAGAUGGGCUCAGGUCAGUGUUGGAGCAGACAGGGCUGAUCUUUGCCUGAAGAAGCAGCUUCUGGUUGGAGACAGAAGUAUGAAAAUGGCUCCCUGCUCCCCACAUCAAGGUAAAACUGAUGCACCCCUCUAUCACAGUGCUCCACACCGCUGCUGUGGAUGUGUCUGCCACAGCGGUCUGAGGGCGCACCAAGGACUUGCACUGCCUGCUGGGUCCAGUGCCCACACUAGGGCUGACCUACAGUAGGACACCACAGGUGUGGUUGGUAAAUAAACAAGUGAUCAGCGUGGUCAAUUAGAUGCAACCUGGUGGUAGUGGGCAAGGUCAGUGAAGGUCAUCCAAGGUGGGCAUUGAAAGAUGAGUAGGACUGGCCAGGCUGAUGAGGGAGAAUGUGGUGGGGUGGGUAGAGGACUCUACCAGACUCCGUGUGGUUGAGCGCUGACAAGAAAGCUGGGUGGGGCUCCAGGGGAGAGAUUCCACAAUUGAGGAGCUGACCAAAGGCGGUUUCUAUACAACUUCUCUUGAAUUUGGCUAGAGUUGCACUAACAUUUAUGGCCAGUGCCAGUCAGGCUUGUUUUUAGCUGCAAGUAAGAGAAAACCCAGCUAACAGUAGUUUAAAUCAUAAGGAUAGUUAAUAUCUACUUAACAAGAAGUCUGAAAGUAGACAGCCACUGGCUUUGGUCCAGCCACUCUCAGACCACCAAGAACUUGGGCUCUACCGUCUACUCUGCCAUCCUAAGGGUAUCUUGCCUUUCUGUACUCUCAUGCUUGACCCCCAUGCUACAUACACAUCUACAUUGAAGGCAGGAAGAAAGUGGUGUGGGGUGCGGGCACGACAGUGCCUGGAAAGAAAACGCUUUCUCAGAAGCCCCUACAGAGUUCCCUUUAUGUCUUCUUGGCCAGAGCUAGGUCAUACACCCACCUUUAGGCCAGUCAUGGACAAAGGGCAAUUGGAAUGCUGUUGGAAUACCAUGAGACCACUUAGGACCCAUCUCUUGGGCUUGGGGAAUUGGCCUAUGUUUACUGAAAUGAAGAGAUUUCCAUUCACUACAAAAUCUGGGUUCAGGCGGGAAAAAAGAGGGGGCAGCUAUUGGAUAGGUGAUGAACAGGGUCUGGUGUUAGGACCCUUUCAGAGGGCUGCUCUUAUUCCGGUCCAUGGAAUUCAGUAAAAAUAGGUUUCUAGGUAGGAAGAGAGUAUAUGGUUGUCUGGUCAAGGGCUCAGUUCUGCUUCCGCUUCCAGAAGGGCCAGGCCUCUUCCGGGAGACCCGCUGGAUUGGGAGGCUAAAGUCUGAGUCAUGAACCGAGAGCAGUCCUGACAUCCGACACUGAACAAGUCAGUCCACUAUCUGGGCCUCAGUUUCCAUUAGGAAGGGGCUGGACUAGAGGAUCCCUAAGGGCCUGGCCCCAGAGUCAUGGGUCCUCUUACCGCACCUGAUCCGUCAUCUGCUUGGGCAGAUGCAGCCCCCACCCCGCUUCUCCAUGCCUUCUCGUCUGGGAGUCUAUUACACAGCCUACACCCUGUUCCCAGCUGGGUCUUCGCCAUUUUCUGGAAGCCCUCUCAGACCUUUUCCCCGUCUGUAUUUUGUUUCUUACAUUUUGUAAAGAGUUUCUACCCAAGACCCUUCAGUUCUCUCUUAGCACCUGGAGCAGCUAUCUGGGCCUGAGGUUAGCUGAACAUGAUGGAAUCUUGACCAGGACUGCGCUCUCAACUGUUUUAACCAGGGACUUAUGACUCCGUAAUGAUUCUAUGCAUUGUGGAAUCCUUCCCCUCUGAUCCCUGCGCUGGGAUCCUGAGCUGAGAUCGUCCUUAGGGAAAGGCCUGGGCCGCCUCCUCUGGUAGGACCCGCGAACAAGGCAUGUCCUGGGCUACAUGAAGUCCUCGCUCCUCCCUGCCAUCUCUUGAACACUAACAAAAAUAAUUGAUAGGGAGGCUUUUGCUCUGGACUCCAAGUGGCGAAUCAUGUCAGUAUACAGAGUCCAAUUCUCAAAAUAAAUACAGACAUUCUUGGGUAAGACCCUUGAUGGCAUGUUCUUGUUUGUGGAAAUAAAGACCAAAUGCUGGAUCAUCUGGUUAAAAACUAUACCUGGCAGACCUGUUCUUAGAUCAGAACUUCUUCCAGGGACUCUCUCCCCCUUAGCCCCUCAGCCUCUGAAAAGCUUUGUCUCCCAACCCACCAGGGAAGCUUCUUUUCACAUAAAAAAAAAAUCACCAAAAUAAACUUUCCACACCACGGGACGGUUUUUACAUUCCCUAACAGCUUAUCGUUUCAGGUUGAAAUCCUUGUAAUCAGAUAUUCCGUUUAUUUCCCCUGGUGUCCUGAGCCAGGGCUCAGGUUCUCACUUCCCCGUCCUAGGAAUGUCUUUCAGGCACUUCCGUGAUCUGCUUGUCCGAACACUCACUUCCGCCCUCCAAGACACAGUCCACCCACUGCUUGCAGUUUCAGAGCAUCAUUUAUGUUCCUGCUUCCAGCUAUCAAGGGUAAAGAAAUACUAAAAUUCAAUCUCAGAGAACACUGUUAUCUAAUCAAGAAAUUUUAACUAGUGUUUGUAUUUGAAAAAAUAAUAUGAACACAGGAAAAGAAAUUCCAACAGUACAAAAAAAGUAUUGAGACGUGUCCCUCCCACUUAAGACCUAAAGCCUCCAUUCCCCUCCAGAGAGACAACCACUGUCCACAGUAUCUUACAUGUCUUUCCAGAUAUUACAUAUCUAUGAACUUAUAUGAUAAAUACAUGUCCUCUUUAUCACAUAUGGGAGCACACUAUACACAUUUCUGUCCUUGUUUCCACCCUCCACCCCAGCCCUCACCUCCCUGCUAAAUUUAUUUGGAGAUCAUUCAAUUUCAGGAUAUAUUAAGUUUGACUAGGGUGGGUGUUUUUUUUUUUCUCAUGCAGUAGUUAAUUUUGUUUUUAAAUGGAGGUAACAUUAAAUUCAGUGACUAGCAUUGCUUCUUAAGUGUGCAAUUCAAUAAUUUAGACAACUGUAUACAUCGUGUCAGCAACACUCCACUUCCGUCUUCUUUCCCCCUGAAAGUUCUCCUGCCCCUUCAGUCAUCUCUACCUUCCCUAGGCGCCGCUGUUUCGAUUUCCGUCACCAUAGGUUAGUUUUGCCUGUUACACUUUUUAUAAAUGGAAUUCUACAGUACAUAGUCUUUUGUGUCUGAUUUA
This is a messenger RNA of Hipposideros armiger (great roundleaf bat), 6801 nucleotides long. It is a transcript of the gene SLC13A5, whose product is annotated as solute carrier family 13 member 5. Gene Ontology annotation, molecular function: sodium:dicarboxylate symporter activity; citrate transmembrane transporter activity; succinate transmembrane transporter activity. NCBI's taxonomy places the organism in Eukaryota, Metazoa, Chordata, Mammalia, Chiroptera, Hipposideridae. The record is from RefSeq and is a predicted model, not a curated record. Gene Ontology annotation, biological process: succinate transport; fumarate transport; transmembrane transport. Gene Ontology annotation, cellular component: plasma membrane. Bases 94 to 1809 code for a protein of 571 amino acids. The transcript is spliced from 12 exons.